ACGUAAUGCUUGUAUGUAGUCGAUUAGUCGUAUUGCAUCAGUCGAAGGUGAUAUAAGGGAGUUUUUGAUAAAUUUUGCUUUUGGUUAUGUGUUUUGUCAGUCUACACAAAACACUUGGAAGGACAGUGUUAGAUCAUCAAUCACGAAUGUACGAUAAAAACUUGUGAUAGAAAAGUGAUAGAUUGUAUUUUUAUUUGUUAUUAUAUAUAUAUAUAUAUAUAUAUAUACAUGAAUGUACAUGAAUGAAUAUGAGUGCAUUGAAGAGCGUUGUCAUCGCAUUUCCUAAGGGUCUUUCCAAGGGAUCUGCUAUUGUGCCCAAUAACGACCUUGUCAGAUCGGUUCCAAAAUUAAAUUUUUCAACGUCGAUUUUAACCGAUAAAACGACGGAAAUGGAUAUAACGAGAAAAAUACCAAAGCAGGAAGAACUCCACGAGGAAAGUGCAUUUUUCAAACCAGAUGUCUGUAUUAGAGGAAAAAAACGUCGUCUUGAUCAUCUCACAUGGGAGGAAAAAUUACAGAGGAAGAAAUUAAAGAACAGAGUAGCAGCACAAACUUCGAGAGAUAGGAAGAAAGCUAAAUUGGAUGAAUUAGAAGAAACUGUUAGAACGUUGAGGGAAAGAAACGAUGUAUUGACCCAAGAAUGUGCUUUAUUGAAGUCACAAAAUGAGUCGCUUAUAAGUGAAACAAAAAUAUUGAGGAGAGAAAGGGAAACGAGUAAUAUGAGCGAGCAACUUUGUUCAUCGUGUCAGGCUCGUGUCGGUUGUCCUGUACCUUCACUGGGAUCUGCAGUAUCCCCACAAAACCCUCUGCCGCAGGGUGGGACAGUACAGUCGGCACCAUCCCUGACACUAACACCAGGAGCAGCCAUAUUGCUGAAGAUUAUGACCCUUUACCUCCUCUCGAAGAAUUAUUUGGAGAUCUCCAAGGGGAUGAUUACAUCGAUCGACUCGAAGAACUUGCAGAAAGCCUCCUUCGAGAAGUUACCGCAGAAGUGGAAGCAAAUUCUCAUAGAUCAAAUGAACAAGUGUCAGACGAAGAAAAUACAAUUAAAAAAUCUGAUAAUUCAAAAAGAAUGGUGGGGCAGACAUCAAAAAAUGUGGAAACCGAUACAAUCGCUUGUAGAAGCGUGAACGAUUACGAUAAUUGGCAUCUUAACUGUAGCACAGACGUCACGCAUAUUCUUCUAGAUAAUACACGAACGACACCGGUAUCCAUUAAAAAUGAAAUUGAAGUUAAACAAGAACCCGAUAUGAACGAUAUGGAAACAGUAUAUGGUACAUACGACGAAACUACAAA
Vespa crabro (European hornet) is the source of this 1296-nucleotide messenger RNA. RefSeq names its product X-box-binding protein 1 (gene Xbp1). Gene Ontology annotation, cellular component: nucleus. Gene Ontology annotation, molecular function: DNA-binding transcription factor activity, RNA polymerase II-specific; RNA polymerase II transcription regulatory region sequence-specific DNA binding. Lineage: Eukaryota; Metazoa; Arthropoda; Insecta; Hymenoptera; Vespidae. Bases 243 to 1130 code for a protein of 295 amino acids. The record is from RefSeq and is a predicted model, not a curated record. The transcript is spliced from 3 exons.